Sinocyclocheilus anshuiensis is the source of this 1245-nucleotide messenger RNA. Its product is annotated as glycerol-3-phosphate dehydrogenase [NAD(+)], cytoplasmic-like. Lineage: Eukaryota; Metazoa; Chordata; Actinopteri; Cypriniformes; Cyprinidae. Gene Ontology annotation, molecular function: NAD binding; glycerol-3-phosphate dehydrogenase [NAD(P)+] activity; protein homodimerization activity. The coding region runs from base 126 to 1112 and encodes 328 amino acids. The record is from RefSeq and is a predicted model, not a curated record. Gene Ontology annotation, biological process: carbohydrate metabolic process; glycerol-3-phosphate catabolic process. The transcript is spliced from 6 exons. Gene Ontology annotation, cellular component: cytosol.
UCUCUCUCUCUAUCUCUCUCUCUCGCUCUCUCUCUCUCUCGCUCUCUCUCUCUCUCUCUGUAUGUCGGGUGUGUCAGGAAGUCAAACUUCAUUCUCUCUCUGAUCCUCAGUCAACAACAAACACGAUGCCUGGCAAGAAAGUUUGUAUCAUCGGCUCAGGAAACUGGGGUUCUGCCAUCGCUAAGAUCAUCGGGCACAAUGUGAAAGCGUCGAACCGCUUCGAUCCGCUGGUGAAGAUGUGGGUCUAUGAGGAGAUGAUUGACGGACGCAAACUCACCGAGAUCAUCAACACCGAACACGAGAACGUCAAAUAUCUGCCCGGACACAAACUGCCCAAAAAUGUGGUGGCUGUUCCUGAUGUCACCGAGGCCGCGAGCGGAGCAGACGUCCUGAUCUUCGUCAUUCCUCAUCAGUUUAUUGGGAAGAUCUGUGACCAGAUGAAACCUCACGUCAAACCUGGAGCCACUGGCAUCUCCCUCAUUAAAGGUAUCGAUGAGGGUCCGGAUGGACUGACCCUGAUCUCUGACAUCAUCAGGUCCAAGCUGGAGAUCGAGGUCAGUGUGCUGAUGGGCGCCAACAUCGCCAGCGAGGUGGCCGAGGAGAAGUUCUGCGAGACCACCAUCGGAGCCACUAAUGAAUCCAACGGCAAGGUCUUCAAAGAGCUUCUGCAGACGCCGAACUUCCGCAUCACUGUGGUGAAGGAGAGCGACACGGUGGAGCUGUGUGGAGCGCUGAAGAACAUCGUGGCGGUGGGUGCAGGUUUCUGUGACGGUCUGGGUUUCGGUGACAACACCAAAGCUGCUGUGAUCCGGCUGGGGCUGAUGGAGAUGGUGGCCUUCUCCAAAAUCUUCUGCAAGAGUGCCGUCAACUCCGCCACCUUCCUGGAGAGCUGCGGCGUGGCCGACCUCAUCACCACCUGCUACGGAGGACGCAACCGCCGCGUGGCCGAGGCCUUCGCCCGCUCGAAGAAGGUCCAACUCAAAUACACUGAUGAUCACAUGACGCUCAGCAUUUCAGAGAUCAGCGUGAUGGGUUUAUUUUAUACUGUGAUGCACGUCAAACAUGUAUUUACCAUCACUGUACAGUUUAAUGUGUGCAUAAUCUGUUAUUAACCUUCAUACUCAUAAGACAUCACCUGUCAAAAUAACCCAGAGCAUUAUGAUUGCACAUCUUCUUUUUUUGUCCAGAUAUCUUAUAUCAUUUAAUUCUAAUAAAAUCUAAACAUUAUUAUUUAUGCAGUUUUUG